CCGUUAGUCGGGGCUAAAGAUCAAGGUUGCUGGUUUUGUCAACUGUGUUAAAAAGCGUGAGGUACUAUAUCGAUAAAUCAACAGUUUUCGGGUUGAUUUCUCGUUUUUACCGCGGGUUGAAAAGAUAUGGCGAAUCGCACAGUGAAAGAUGCGGUUACUGUGAAAGGAACAAAUCCGCAGUAUUUGGUGGAAAAGAUUAUAAGAUCGCGUAUUUAUGACAGCAAGUAUUGGAAAGAAGAAUGCUUUGCUCUUACAGCUGAACUGCUUGUAGACAAGGCAAUGGAACUUAAGUACAUUGGUGGAGUUUAUGGAGGAAAUAUCAAACCAACACCUUUCUUAUGUUUGAUUUUGAAAAUGCUUCAGAUUCAACCAGACAAAGAUAUUAUUGUGGAAUUUAUAAAGACCGAGGAUUUCAAAUAUGUUCGAUGUCUUGGUGCUUUUUAUCUGCGAAUCACAGGAACGUCACUGGAUUGCUACAAAUAUUUAGAACCUUUGUAUAAUGAUUUCAGAAAAAUAAAGAAACAAGGAAGAGAUGGGAAUUUUGUGAUCGCACAUGUUGAUGAAUUCAUUGAUACUCUUUUACGAGAAGAUCGUGAAUGUGAUAUUAUUUUACCCAGAAUUCAGAAGCGACACAUUUUAGAAGAAAACGAAAAGCUAGAGGUCCGAGUAUCAGCUUUAGAAGAUGAUCUCGAUGAUUUAGGAGAAUCAAGCGAUGAUGAAGCUCCUCCGUCACCUGUACCUGAGAGAAAAGAAAUUUUACGAAGGCACAGAAGUCCAUCACCAAGGCAUCGCAGAGAUCAUGAUAGAAUCAGAAGGUCUCCCUCCCCAAGAUAUAGAAGAUCAAGAAGUAGAUCACCAAGAAGAAGGCAUAGAAGUCGGACACCACCAAGGCGACAUCGUUAUGACAGAUCACGUUCAAGAUCUCCAUACAAAUCAUCUCAUCACAGACAUAAGGAUGAUGAACACAAAUCAAAGAAGAAACACAAGAAGAAUAAAAAGGAAAAGAAGAAAGAAAAAUCUGGAGAAGAUUUAGAGAUUCAACAAGCAAAUGAAUUAAGAGCAAAGUUGGGACUAAAACCAUUAAAAUGAGAUGACAUGAGAACUCAUCAAAAAGAGCAACUGGCCAAAUUCAGAUCACAGAAACUUAGUGCAGCAGGCUAGGAAUGCUGUGUCAAAAUAUUGACUAUAAAGAUCAAUGCAAUGCUGCUCAUUUUGUUGCUACAAUUAUGGGCCUUUUCAUUAGGUAUUAAAACAAAAACACAAUACAUGUUGCAACAUGGCCACUGAACAAAUUUAUGGAAACUUGAGUACCGCAGACCAAACAAAAUUAAGAUUACUACAUUGACAAUUCGAGCAUGUUAUAUUGAUGCUACCGGUAUGGGACUCAGUUUGUUGACCUGAUAUUGAAAGAAAGCUUCAUUACUUGAUUUAUUGCUUGAUAUCGGCCAACCUUUGUAAACUGAGAAUGCUUCAUCAAAAUAUUGAAAAUUAAAAAAUAAUGUGAGCUGGGAAAUCUAAUGUCUGUAUAUUGCUGCAUCGUCAUUGAAAGAACGCUACAUUUCUUAAGCCCUUUGUGGAUAGAUAUUAUUCUCUGCUACAUUCAUAGUUCAUACUUUGACGAGCUGUGAUUGUAAUGUCGCAGCGAUGCUGUUAGCUGUUGCGCUCCAACUAGGCAAUUUAAAUUUAUAACCCCACUUUGAAAAUUCUUGGUCACGCCCAUUCUUCUGGUACUAAAUAAACUACAUGGGCAUACUUGGAUGCAUUUUGUAUUCAUAUUAGCACCAAAUUUUAUCCAAUUUGUCCCUUCCGGCUCUACAUGCUAAACUACCAUAACUUAAUUACUGUAUUCCCUUUUUAUAAAUUGUUGUUUACUAUGAUACUAGAGAAUGGCCUUUUACAAAUGAUGAACUUACAAAUAAUGAAGACAAAGUUGUGCAAGUCUAACCAAAUUAUUCUGAUUUUUCCAAUUCUAUUUGGGUGUUUUCCCAAGUUUUACUUCCUUGAUUACUUCCCUAAGAUUAACGAAUCAGCAAACUGUUUUAACAUUUGAAAUUUUUUGAGGGGUCUUAAUAUUAGAUCUUUAUUUGUUAGUUUUUAAUAUCUUUACAAAAUUUGGGAAUAAAUAAGAUAACUCAAUUGUCAUUUUGUAUUUCAAUUUAUUUUUAGGUGUAGCGAUCGGAGCCCAAAUAAAUCUGACAGGCUAGGUUUUAACCUUUGCCAGACUGGGAAGAUUAUAUUGCUUUGGGAGAGUUUGUUUUUGGCUUGCUUCACUGAUGUUGUUAAUUUAAUUAGCAUUAUUUUUAUUUAUUGAAUAUUUAAUCUGCACUAUAGAUAGGGCGUGACUCGUGCACAACUCAAAAAAAAGAUUCUGAAGUGAUA
This is a messenger RNA of Styela clava, 2379 nucleotides long. RefSeq names its product pre-mRNA-splicing factor 38A-like. NCBI's taxonomy places the organism in Eukaryota, Metazoa, Chordata, Ascidiacea, Stolidobranchia, Styelidae. The record is from RefSeq and is a predicted model, not a curated record.